Molecule: messenger RNA, 486 nt
Organism: Styela clava
Lineage: Eukaryota; Metazoa; Chordata; Ascidiacea; Stolidobranchia; Styelidae
Source: RefSeq, a predicted model, not a curated record
AUGCUUACAAAAAAAUCUCUUAGUGCACUAAGAAGGAUCCAUUCCAACACAAAAAUUUGUACUUCGAAAAGAAAUGUUUUAAAAAAAGCUUCUGAUUUAAUCCCUAAGGAACCUGUUUGGAAACAUAUUGAAGAAGUUGAUCUUCCACCACCUACAAAAAUUUCAUUAUCAAAAGCAAGACAUUUGGAACAACUAUCAUUGGUAAAUUUUGAGGACACAAAUGCUGUGAAAAGACUGGAGAGUGCGAUACGUUUCGCAGACCAGAUAUUGCAUGUUGACACUGAUGGAGUUGAGCCUUUGGUAUCUGUUUUGGAAAAUGUGCCUCUCCCAAUGAGAGAUGAUGAACCUCAGGAAACAAAAGGAGAUGUAUUAAAAUUACCGCAAGAAGUAUUUGAGGGCUAUUAUAUUGCUCCAGUUGGAAAUAAAGUUUAUGAGGGCGAAACCUUUUUUGACAUUGAUAAUGAAAAAGAUGACAAAUUAAGCUGA